AUGAUAAAAGAUGAAGAUUUAAGUUUGGAAUCUUGCAAGAAAUUAAAAGAGCUGGAAGAAAAAAUAAAUGAAAAAAAAACAAAAAAUAAUAAAGUAAAAGCAGAAGAAAAUAAUGUAAAGAAUUUUAUGAAACUAAAAGCGUUAGAGAAUUCAUUACCUCAGAAACUUAAGAAAAAAAUGAAAUCCAUGAAAAUUAACAAUUUGAACGAUCUGAAAAAAUUAACUGUUACUAAAAAAAAGUUUUAUGUAAAAAUAUUAGACCAAAAGGAUUUAAAGAAAAAAAAGAAAAACAAAAAACAAUCAUAA
Plasmodium vinckei vinckei is the source of this 306-nucleotide messenger RNA. RefSeq names its product conserved Plasmodium protein, unknown function. The transcript has a single exon. The record is from RefSeq and is a predicted model, not a curated record. The coding region runs from base 1 to 306 and encodes 101 amino acids. NCBI's taxonomy places the organism in Eukaryota, Apicomplexa, Aconoidasida, Haemosporida, Plasmodiidae.